Molecule: messenger RNA, 913 nt
Organism: Nothoprocta perdicaria
Lineage: Eukaryota; Metazoa; Chordata; Aves; Tinamiformes; Tinamidae
Gene: EDN3
Product: endothelin 3
Exons: 5
Coding region: 1-513 (170 amino acids)
Biological process (GO): intracellular calcium ion homeostasis; regulation of vasoconstriction; regulation of systemic arterial blood pressure by endothelin
Cellular component (GO): extracellular region
Molecular function (GO): endothelin B receptor binding; hormone activity
Source: RefSeq, a predicted model, not a curated record
AUGGAGCUGGGAUUACUAUUCCUCUUUGGACUUACAAUUACGUCGACUGCAGGGUCCUCGCCGCCGCGGCCCCGCUCGCUGCCGGGGGGCGAGCCGCGCUCCGCGGCGCUGGGGCGGGAGGUGAGCGAGUCGGCGGCGCUGCUGGGCGGCGGCAGGGCCAAGGCGGACGGCGGCGCCCUGCGGCGUCGGGCCCGGCGCUGCACUUGCUACACCUACAAGGACAAGGAGUGCGUCUACUAUUGCCACCUGGACAUCAUCUGGAUCAAUACCCCUGAGAGGACUGUUCCAUAUGGACUAUCUAACUACAGAGGCAGUUUUAGAGGCAAAAGGUCUACAGGCCAGAUUCAAAGUACUUUCCAGUCUUCAUUUCGGUGCUCUUGUUUGGAUGCACAUGACAAACAGUGUAUGCAGUUCUGCAGGAGAACUCAAGACAGAAGAAGAAAUCAUGGAUCAGUGAAAACAAUAGAGAAGAAAGAUGUAUGCAGAGAAGAGGAACAUGCUUUCAUUGAGUAGCACAGAGAGUUUGGGAGCUUCUGAACCAUCAGGUUUAACGUUUAUUUGCUGAAGCUCAGAAGCAAGAACUUAAACUACAUCUCUCCAUUGAGAUGGACAAACUUGAUGCUUCAGUCUGAUGCCAGUGGAGAAUCCAGAAGCACGUAACACUAAAUUUCAUCAAUGCCAAUUUGAGGGCAUGUGAACCUGUCUGACGAAGCUUGCUCCCAUGCUCCUCUCAUGAGAGUCUCAGUAAAGGAUAAUCAUCACGUAACUUGGCAGGGAAUGUUUCAGCGUCAAAGCAAAAUUCAAAGGAGGAUUCAAAAUGYAGCAACACAAAGUUUCAGGAAUCAUUUUUUUCAACCUGACUUUAUAAAGUACAAUAGAAAUAUGCUGUUCCACUGACUACUUGCUGUCUGCC